CCCAGCCCCUGGCAACAGAAACAUCAACAUCCAGCUAGUUGAAUGAGGAGAAUAUGAUAGCGUCGUGAAAUCAACAUAAUUGGAGUAGUUUGAAGGAAUUCCAAUUACCUUUGAGACACUCUUGUGUCAAUGUUACAAACAUAAUGCAAGCGGACGACGCAAGAUACUUGAAAAGGAAGGUGAAGGGCGGUAGCUUGGAUGUACACCCUACAGAGAAAGCCCUUGUCGUUCAGUAUGAGGUGGAGGCGACAAUUUUGGGAGAGAUGGGGGACCCAGUGGUGGGGGACCGCAAGGAAUGUCAGAAAAUCAUCCGCCUGAAGAGCCUGAAUGCCAACACGGACACAGCCUCACUGGCACGCAAGGUGGUGGAGGAGUGCCGCCUGAUCCACCCCUCCAGAGUCAACGAGGUGGAGCACCUGCUCAAGUACCUGCUUACGCGCAAGAAGGCAGGCAAUAAUCUGGAAAAACGAGAAAAGACGCCUAUUAAGCCCAGAGACCUGGCCCCCUUUGAAGGCAUGGAGGUAAGCAUGCUGGAUGAGGAGGCCAACAUCAACAGCAUAGAUGACUAUGUGGAGCUCCUGUAUGAGGACAUCCCAGAGAAGAUCCGCGGGGCCACCCUCAUCCUACACCUCGCCCGCAACCCAGACAACCUGGAGGAGCUCCUGCAGAAUGAGACAGCCUUGGGAGCCCUGGCCAGAGUCCUGAGGGAGGACUGGAAGCACAGUGUGGACCUGGCCACCACCAUCAUCUAUGUCUUCUUCUGCUUCUCAAGUUUCUCCCAGUUCCACGGCCUCAUCACACACUACAAGAUCGGCGCUCUCUGCAUGAACAUCGUGGAGCACGAGCUGAAGCGCUACGACCUCUGGCAGGACGAGCUGCAGAAGAAGCAGAAGGCUUGUGAUGAUGAACCCGACAACCAGAAUGUGAAGAAGGAGUAUGAGAAGGCCUUCAAGAAGUACCAGGGCCUCCUGGUCAAACAGGAGCAGCUGCUGCGAGUGGCGCUGUACCUGCUGCUGAACCUGUCUGAGGACACGCGCACGGAGCUGAAGAUGCGCAACAAGAACAUCGUGCAGCUGCUGGUGAAGACGCUGGAGAGGGACAGCCAGGACCUGCUGGUGCUCGUGGUCUCCUUCCUCAAGAAGCUCAGCAUCUUCAUGGAGAACAAGAACGACAUGGCUGAGAUAGACACAGUGGAGCGUCUGGCGCGGCUGGUGCCAUGUGACCAUGAGGACCUGCUGAACGUCACCCUGAGGCUGCUCCUCAACCUCUCCUUCGACACCGGCCUGCGCAGCCGCAUGGUGCAGGUCGGACUGCUGCCCAAGCUCACCGCCCUGCUCGGUGAUGAGGUCCAGAGGCAGAUGGCCAUGUGUAUCCUGUACCACAUCAGUGUGGAUGACCGCUUCAAGUCCAUGUUCGCAUACACCGACUGCAUUCCACAGGUGAUGAAGAUGGUGUUUGACUGUGGUGAGGAGCGCAUCGAGGCCGAGCUCAUCUCCUUCUGCAUCAACCUGGCGGCCAACAAGAGGAAUGCACAGAUCAUCUGCGAAGGCAACGGCUUGAAGAUGCUGAUGAAGAGGGCUCUGAAGAUGAAGGACACCCUGCUGAUGAAGAUGAUCAGGAACAUCUCACAGCAUGACGGACCCACCAAGAACUUCUUCAUCGACUAUGUGGGUGACCUGGCGGCCCAGAUCUGCCCUGAGGAGGAUGAGGAGUUUGUGAUGGAGUGCCUGGGCACCCUGGCCAACCUCACCAUACCCGACCUGGACUGGGAAAUGGUGCUCAAGGAGUACAACCUAGUGCCCUACCUCACCGAGCGACUCAAGCCUGGCUCUGCGGAGGACGACCUGAUCCUGGAGGUGGUGAUCAUGAUCGGCACCGUCUCCAUGGACGACUCCUGUGCAGCCAUGCUGGCCAAGUCAGGCAUCAUCCCUGCACUCAUCGAGCUGCUCAAUGCCCAGCAGGAGGAUGAUGAGUUUGUGUGCCAGAUCGUGUAUGUCUUCUACCAGAUGGUCUUCCACCAGGCCACCAGAGACGUCAUCAUAAAGGAGACCCAGGCGCCAGCGUACCUCAUCGACCUCAUGCACGACAAGAACGCAGAGAUCCGCAAAGUGUGUGACAACACCCUGGACAUCAUUGCUGAGUAUGACGAGGAGUGGGGCAAGAAGAUCCAGACGGAGAAGUUCCGCUGGCACAACUCCCAGUGGCUGGAGAUGGUGGAGACGCGCAGCAUGGAGGAGGACCAGCCCUUCCUGUACGGGGACGACGGGGAACCCUUCCUGCAUAAUGGAGACAUCCUGGAGAGACCAGACCUCUUCUAUAGUGCAGACGGCAUCAUCCCCACCGAUGGGACCAUCAGCCCCGAUUUCUACACAGACUACCAGAACGGUGAUAUGGGGGGCUCUGUGACUGAGAGCUUCGUCCAAUCAGCCGGGACUCCGGUGCGGCCCACCACGGCCUAUGGCUUCCGCCCCGAUGAGCAGUUCUACUACGGCUACGGAGCAUCGCGAUGAAGACUCAACACACACACCACACACACAGAGUCUACACACGGGCACACACACACACACACACACACACACACACACACACACACACACACACACACACACACACACACACACACACACACACACACACACACACACACACACACACACACACACACACACACACACACACACACACCUCACAACUCCAGGAAGUCUCAUACUUUAUCCUGGGAAAAUACUCAUAUUCAUAUUCAUUUAUUGUACAAUUUGUGCAGCUAAGAAAACGGCAUAAAGAGGACACACACACACACA
Messenger RNA from Engraulis encrasicolus (European anchovy), 2801 nucleotides. RefSeq names its product kinesin-associated protein 3a (gene kifap3a). Gene Ontology annotation, molecular function: kinesin binding. Lineage: Eukaryota; Metazoa; Chordata; Actinopteri; Clupeiformes; Engraulidae. Gene Ontology annotation, cellular component: axoneme; kinesin II complex; ciliary transition zone. The record is from RefSeq and is a predicted model, not a curated record. The transcript has 20 exons. The coding region runs from base 144 to 2510 and encodes 788 amino acids. Gene Ontology annotation, biological process: cilium organization; microtubule-based movement.